CAUUCUACCGAGUACACACGAACAGCGGCCACAUCCACCGGAGACGAACCCGCGCUCGGUGACGUUUUUCUAUUAGCCUCCUUUUUACGCAGCCGCUUCCAGCAGAGCGCGCCGCGGAUCCGAGCCGGACUCCGUUCAUCCCGCCGCUCCACGGAACCGAACCCGCAGCAGCAGAGCAGUGACGAUGGGUUUCCUGCUGCCAGUUUCCUGCUAACAGCGGACAGAUAAAGCAGGACCAGAAUCCACCUUCCUCCACCAGAACCGGACCUGCACAGACCCAGAACCAGAACCAGCAGAGAGGAAGUAGUGAGCAGACGGAGGCGGCGGGUGAACUCAGUCGAUGGAUGCUGUCCGGAUCGAGGGGGCAGUAAGUUCUUCACUGACGAGGAAAAGAAAGAUUUCAAAAUUGAGUCGAAGGACAGAAACUCGCCGUCAGGCAUGGUGUGUGAGAAGGGGAUCCAGAUCCUCCUCACCACCGUGGGGGCGUUUGCCGCCUUCGGCCUGAUGACGGUGGCCAUAGGGACGGACUACUGGCUGUACUCCCGCGCCCUCAUCUGCAACAGCACGGCCAACGUCACCCAGGACGACCCCCACAACAAGGACAAGAAGGACCCCGGGGCCCUCACCCACUCGGGGCUGUGGAGGAUCUGCUGUCUGGAAGGAGUGAAGCGAGGAGUGUGCUCUCAGAUCAACCACUUCCCGGAGGAUGCCGACUUUGACCACGACGGGGCCGAGUACGUCCUACGGGUAGUCAGGGCUUCCAACAUCUUCCCAAUCCUCAGUGCCAUUCUGCUGCUGAUGGGAGGCGUUUGCAUCGCUGCUAGUCGUUUCUAUAAGAGCAAAAGGAACAUCAUCCUGGGAGCAGGAAUCCUCUUUGUGGCUGCAGGUAACUCAGGAAUAUCCUAGCAUUUGUACAUGCAUGUGAGAGUAAGAAAUUCCUCUUUAAUUAAGCUGCUUUUUCACUUGUGUUUGGACAGAUUUCAUGGUUGGGCAAGGAUUUCACGGGAAAAAGAUCCUGGUAUUGGUUAAAGAUUUGUGAACAUGUUAGAGACUUUUCUUAGGUUUUUGGUUCUUACUGUUGGCUGAUUGGUUGGAAGUUGGAUGGAAACACAGACAAUGAAAUAAACUACUGCAUCAUUUAAUGCCA
This is a messenger RNA of Amphiprion ocellaris (clown anemonefish), 1147 nucleotides long. Its product is annotated as voltage-dependent calcium channel gamma-8 subunit-like. Lineage: Eukaryota; Metazoa; Chordata; Actinopteri; Pomacentridae. Gene Ontology annotation, cellular component: postsynaptic density membrane; AMPA glutamate receptor complex. The coding region runs from base 439 to 906 and encodes 155 amino acids. Gene Ontology annotation, biological process: postsynaptic neurotransmitter receptor diffusion trapping; positive regulation of synaptic transmission, glutamatergic; regulation of AMPA receptor activity. The record is from RefSeq and is a predicted model, not a curated record. The transcript is spliced from 5 exons. Gene Ontology annotation, molecular function: voltage-gated calcium channel activity; channel regulator activity.